Messenger RNA from Conger conger (European conger), 3548 nucleotides. It is a transcript of the gene gtf3c3, whose product is annotated as general transcription factor IIIC, polypeptide 3. The transcript has 19 exons. Gene Ontology annotation, cellular component: transcription factor TFIIIC complex. The record is from RefSeq and is a predicted model, not a curated record. Gene Ontology annotation, biological process: transcription by RNA polymerase III. Gene Ontology annotation, molecular function: protein binding. Lineage: Eukaryota; Metazoa; Chordata; Actinopteri; Anguilliformes; Congridae. Bases 348 to 3119 code for a protein of 923 amino acids.
UCUCGCGAGACUUCCUACUGGGCUUAAUUUGCAAGCGUGAGUUGUCCACACUGUUAAGAGCAGCUACUCUACCGAUCAAAAUAGCAUUCAGUUGGUAAUGCCGCAUAGUUACUUAACUGAUCUACUUCAAUCAAGACUUCCAAUGGUAUAAAAAUAAGCUAAUGAUACCAAUGCAUAUUAAUGUAUCGUUUAAUUUUGCAGCCCAGGCAAUGUAAUGAAAAGUAAAUAAUCUUCUGUAAGUUAGGUAGCUGUCACUUAGCUGAACAAACACAAUAACAAGCCGGCUUGUUAUUGUGUUUGUAGCCCACAGCAGAAUUUGAAGUUUCGUUGUGCUAUUUCUGUGCAUAAUGUCGGGAUUCAAUCCGGAACUAAUUGACUAUUUAGAAGGCAAAAUCUCAUUUGAAGAAUUUGAAAAACAGAGAGAAGAGCGAAAAUCCAAGGAGAAGGCGACCUUAGGUGAAGAGGAUGGGGUUCCACCUGAUGAUCCUUUCCCCAGCACGUCCAGUGGCACCCGGAGAACUCGCAAGCGGCGAACAGAGGGGCUGGAAGAAGGGGUGAGCCCCGGCAUUCAUAAAGCCUUUUCCUCCAUGCUCCAAGACGAGGUUGAGGAACUGAUAGAGGAUGAUGACGACGACGAUGAUGAUGAGGAUGAUGAGGACGGUGAUGGAGGUAUAGAAGAAGAAGAAGAGGAGGAGGAUGAGGAGGGCGAGGUGGCGGUGGCAGCGAAGGAGGGGGAGGAGCAAAGUGACUUCCCCUCAGCAGGGGAUGUUUUCGCCCUGGAGAUGGAGCUUAACCGCGAGAACAAGAAGAUGAUGAGGGAGAGGAGGCACCGCAGCAAGCUUCCCCGGGCCCUGAGGGGCCUCAUGGGAGAGGCCAACAUCCGCUAUGCGCGUGGAGAGAAGGAGGACGCCAUCACCAUGUGCAUGGAGAUCAUCCGGCAGGCCCCGCUGGCCUACGAGCCCUUCUCCACCCUGGCCAUGAUCUACGAGGACCUGGGCGACAUGGAGAAGUCCCUGCAGUUCGGCCUGAUCGCCGCCCACCUCAACCCCAGCGACUGCGAGGAGUGGGUAAAGCUGGCUGACAUGUCUCUGGAGCAGGACAACAUCAAGCAGGCCAUCCUCUGCUACUCUAAGGCCAUUAAGUACGACAGCACUAACGUGCGGUACCUGUGGGAGCGCUCCACGCUGUACGAGCAGAUCGGGGAGCACAAGCAGGCCAUGGAUGGGUACCGCCGGCUGCUCAGUCUGCUGCCCCCUACUGACGGGGAGCACUUCAUGCAGCUGUCCCGCGACAUGGCCAAGAGCUACUACGAGACCAGCGACCUGACGGCUGCCAUCGGGGUGAUGGAGGAGGCGCUGUCCCGCUACCCCGACCUCGUCACGCACGAGUCCGUCAACAUGGCCGCCGAGCUCUACAUCGCCAACCACCAGCACUCCCAGGCCCUGCAGGUGCUGGUGCAGUUCUGCGGCAUCGUGAUGCUGAGAGACCAGUCUAAACGGGAACCAGCGGGGGGGCCUCCGGACCAGGCUGGAGAGACCGGGCCGGAGAAACCCGAGGAGGGAGAGAAACCGCAGGACGAACUGGAAGGGGAGGUUCAGAGUGUCCAGAUCCCAGAGCACAUCCCAGUGGACAUCAGGAUCAAGCUGAUGGUCUGCCUGAUCCACCAGCACAUGUUCAAGCCUCUGGAGCCCAUGCUGACGGCGCUGAUGGAGCAGAGCCCGGAGGAGCUGGGGGACCUGUACCUGGACGUGGCCGAGGCCUUCCUGGACGAGGGCGAGUACGGCUCGGCCCUGCCGCUGCUGUCUGCGCUCGUCUGCUCCGAGAGAUACAACCUGGCCGUGGUGUGGCUGCGACACGCGGAGUGUCUGAAGGCUCUGGGGCACAUGGAGGUGGCAGUGAAGAGCUACAUUAAGGUGGUGGAGAUGGCUCCCCUGCACCUGGAGGCCCGGCUGACCCUCUCCACGCUGCAGCAGCAGCUGGGGCACCCUGAGCAGGCCCUGCAGGCCCUGGAGCCCAUGCACGACCCUGACACGCUGGCCCAGGACUCCGCCGCAGCGCAGCAGGAGCUGAAGCUGCUUCUCCACCGCUCCACCCUGCUGAACUCUCAGGGCAGGCGGGAGGACUACAUCGACACGGUGCUGACCAUGCUGGCCAUGUUCCUGAAGGUGGCGAUGAACAGGGCCCAGGUGUGUCUGGUGUCCAGCUCCCGCUCUGGAGAGAAGCGCCUCUACCUCGUCAAGGUGUCCUGCGACAAGGUCUCUGACAUCGACGACCAGGAGGCUGCUUACCUGGACGUUAUAGGGAAGACGAACGUGCUGUCGAAGGAGGACUGGUGGCAGCUGCUGCUGCGCACCAUCGUGGUGCUGUGUGAGCUGCACCGCUACGAGGAGGCCGAGCUCCUGGUGGACUCCUCCCUGGAGUACUACUCCUUCUACGACGACCGCGUGAAGAGGAAGGAGCUGGAGUACUUCGGCCUGUCGGCCACCAUCUUGGACCGCAACUUCAGGACAGCCUAUAACUACAUAAGGCUGAAGCUGAUGGACAACGUGGACCGGCCUCAGCUGUGGAACAUCUUCAACCAGGUGACCAUCCACUCUCAGGACGUGCGGCACCACCGCUUCUGCCUGCGUCUGCUGCUGAAGAACCCCGACAACCACGCGCUGUGUGUGCUCAACGGACACAACGGCUUCGUCUCGGGCAGCUUCAAACACGCGCUGGGGCAGUACAUGCAGGCUUUCCGCUCCAAACCCAACGAGCCGCUCUACAGCCUGUGUGUGGGCCUCACCUUCUUCCACAUGGCCUCGCAGAAGUUCGUCAUCAAGCGGCACCCGCUCCUGCUGCAGGGCUUCACCUUCCUGACGCGGUACUCAGAGCUCCGGGGCCACUCCCAGGAGAGCCUGUACAACAUCGGCCGCGCCCUGCAUCAGCUGGGGCUGACCCACCUGGCCAUACACUACUACCAGAAGGCCCUGAACACCCCCUCACCCUCGCUGGAGGGUAUUGAGGAUGACCAGGUAGACUUGAGUCGAGAAAUCGCCUACAACCUGUCGCUCAUAUACCAGGCCAGCGGUAACAAAGAGAUGGUACGCCACCUGCUAUACACCUACUGCUCCAUCUGACGCGGCCGUCUACCGCCCAGCUCCAUCGCAGCACUGAGCCUGUACCCUCCGACCCAUGCUACACCCGUGGAACGGGAACGGGAAGGAGGGGUCGGAGAGACCAACUCUUUAUGGAAUAUACUCCAGCACAGAUUCCUGGGAAUUUUCACCAAAUCGUGUUACGAACCGAGUGGCCUGCCAGACUUUGACUAGUGUCUAAAGGGAUAAAGUACAGUCUUUCACCGUUACUGUACACGGGCCUGGACUGAACAUAGGUCUGCAACUCUCCCUUUUGUCCCUUGUGACCACCGAAGAGCAGAGUAAUGUUUUACAUCCCAAGGUCAUGGAGUUGCGCUCCAGUGAUUAUUGGUUUACCUGUACUCUACUAAACCUUUGUAAAAAAAGAGAAAGUUUUUCUAUUUUUUUUUUAAAAGGAAGUCAUUGUAAAAU